UCCCGUUUAYAAUCURAUUAAACUUGAAGCCGAUUGUAAGCGAGGAGUGCCACACAGUGUAUCAAAGAUAGUAAUGUUGCCGAAAAUAAACGUGUUCAUUCAAAUCUAUUGYURAAAAUCAAUAUAAAAUUGGAUGGCAUUAAUCGGGUACUAAGUGACCGUAAUCAAGGCCAGGACAAGCCCGUAGUAUUGCGUACGGUUGGCACCAAUCGGUCGCCRAUAAUGAUUAUCGGUGCCGACGUAUCGCAUCCGGCACCCGCUGACCAAYUGGAAGCAUCGGUAGCCGCYUGUAUCGGUUCGGUAGACCAYACCUACUGUCGUUUCGCGACUGCGGUCAGGGCWCAGCCCAAGACAUUGAGGGCACAGGCAGUGGAAAUGAUUGACGCAUUUGAUCAGAUGAUCGCGGAUUUGUUGGCCAAAUAUCGGCUGAUGAAUAGGUCGCCGCCCGAACAUAUAAUCUACUACAGGGACGGUAUUAGUGAAUCCCAGUUUCAAACUGUCCGCGACUAUGAAUCCCAGAAAUUGAUGGACGCUUGCCGUAAAUCGGGUAUGCCCAAACGGCCAAAGUUGACAUUCAUAACCGUACAGAAACGACAUCAUACACGUAUGCGACCCAUGAAUCCCGAAGCUGAUGGUAYRGGGCGUAUGCGUAACGUACCGCCSGGUACUACWGUYGAYACACAUAUCGUACAUCCGACUGAUUUUGAUUUCUAUCAGUGCAGUCAUGAAGGCAUUCAGGGAACAAGUCGUCCGACACACUAYUAUGUCCUAUCAGAUGACUCUGGAUUCAMRKCMGAUGAACUACAGAAGCUGACCUACUAUUUGUGCCAUAUCUAUGCCCGAUGCGACAAACCRAUUAGCAUACCGGCACCGGUACGCUACGCCGAUAGGGCAGCAUUUAGGGCCCGCAAUCAUAUUAUAGCCCAUAAUCCGACACCCGAUCGGCCGCCGCCCGGUCUAAGCGAUGACGAAAAGUUGGAGCGMUGGAGACAACUGUCCGYUAAGUAUAACCGACAGAUCAAAGUGUUAAAGUCGGACAGUAUGUACUUUGUUUAGGUAGACUCUCCCCUCCCAUCCCCUACCCCUACCUAAGCAAGUGAGUAGUGGAAAGGGAGGCCCGUAUCACGACUUUCCCAUUAUUUUUUUUGGUUAAAUAUCUGUUUUCGAAACAAUAGUAUAGAUAUAUAGUAUAUUUGAUAUUUG
This is a messenger RNA of Oppia nitens, 1203 nucleotides long. Its product is annotated as protein argonaute-2-like. NCBI's taxonomy places the organism in Eukaryota, Metazoa, Arthropoda, Arachnida, Sarcoptiformes, Oppiidae. The transcript is spliced from 3 exons. Bases 223 to 1056 code for a protein of 277 amino acids. Gene Ontology annotation, molecular function: nucleic acid binding. The record is from RefSeq and is a predicted model, not a curated record.